AUGUGGUGCAGAAGAACUUCGAGAGUCGUUAAGUGCCGGGGGCACAUGAUGACCAUAUACGAAGAGCAAACCCCGACUCUACCUCCCGAAAUGACCAUGCCUUCGCAGAGUAUCAGCCCCAAGACGUCAGGUCAAUACUGUAGGCGUCUCAAGUACACCGAAAUACUUGGAAAACGGGUUGCAUGUCUGCGCAAGUGGGCCUUGCCACUUGGAAACAGUCGGGCAAACAUGGUCCAACAGAGUAAUAUGAUUGUCUGUUCCUUCUUUUGUCAGACAUUCCAGUUUCUACAGCACCUCUGCCUGUACCCAACCGCUAUUUGUUGCCCAUGA
Aspergillus welwitschiae is the source of this 330-nucleotide messenger RNA. RefSeq lists its product as uncharacterized. Lineage: Eukaryota; Fungi; Ascomycota; Eurotiomycetes; Eurotiales; Aspergillaceae. The record is from RefSeq and is a predicted model, not a curated record. The coding region runs from base 1 to 330 and encodes 109 amino acids. The transcript has 3 exons.